UUUUAUUUUUUAUUUUUUAUUUUUUUUAAUAUAAUAUAUUAAAAUGGUAGAUUGCGAUGAAAAUGGUAAAAAUGAUGUAAUAUGUAUUUGUACACAAUCAAUAUCGAAGCAAGACUGGCAGGAUCAUCAAAUCGUAUGUCCAAAAAGAAGAUACACAUGCUCUUCAUAUCUUUCAUUUAUUUGUAUUACAGAAAGUAAUGAAUAUUCGUUAUCAUUGGUUGAUUCAAAUUGUCCUCUCUCACUAAAAGAAAUAGCCAAAUUACAAGUACUACAAAGGUAUUAUUACGUGAUGAAAAAGGUAAUAACUUGGAAUGGUUGGAAUCAAAUAAAAUUCCUUUUAAGUUAAUUCAUACUUUAAGAAAAGAAUGUCCAACUUUUGGGAGCAUGCAAGAAAUGAUGAAUCAUGUCGAAAACGUGUGUCCAUAUUGGAAAGUAAAAUGUAUGGAUUUACCUUUUGUCAAUUAUUUACCUCGUUGGCGGUAUACACCGGCUCAUAUGAUGAUUAGAAAUUCUCACAAAGAUGAUAAAUGUUUAGAAAUUUCUCGUCGAGAAUUCAUUUCUCAUUCUACAGAAACGGUAAAAUACAUUUUUUUUUAUUUGAUUAAUUAAAAAGUUCCAAAUAUUAAAAAC
Molecule: messenger RNA, 630 nt
Organism: Rhizophagus irregularis DAOM 181602=DAOM 197198
Lineage: Eukaryota; Fungi; Glomeromycota; Glomeromycetes; Glomerales; Glomeraceae
Source: RefSeq, a predicted model, not a curated record